This is a messenger RNA of Suhomyces tanzawaensis NRRL Y-17324, 942 nucleotides long. RefSeq names its product ubiquitin-specific protease. Gene Ontology annotation, molecular function: cysteine-type deubiquitinase activity. The transcript has a single exon. Gene Ontology annotation, biological process: endoplasmic reticulum unfolded protein response; protein deubiquitination. The record is from RefSeq and is a predicted model, not a curated record. Bases 1 to 942 code for a protein of 313 amino acids. Gene Ontology annotation, cellular component: nucleus; cytosol. NCBI's taxonomy places the organism in Eukaryota, Fungi, Ascomycota, Pichiomycetes, Serinales, Debaryomycetaceae.
AUGAGAUUGAGAUUGAAGUCUAAGAGUGGGACCAAGACCAUCACCCCUUACCCAGCCGCACCAUUUUUGGUUCUCUUGUCGCAAAUAGCUGAGAUUGAGGAGUUGAAUCCAUCUGGAUCUGGACUUGUGGCGAUCAAGCAUGGAUUCCCACCGAAGCCCAUAGACUUAAAAGACGAGAAGACCAGCACAAUUGCAGCCAAAGGCAUCAAGGAUGGAGACCAGCUCAUUUUGGAGUUCGGAGAAGGAGGAGGUAGUCAAAGUGUUUCUUCAGCAACAACCAAACCCAAGUCAAGCCAGCAGAGCCAACCAGAAAAUAAUGGAGUUGCAAUGCAGUAUUUAUCGCCAGACUCUAAUCUCUUCCUUCGUAACAUCCCUGACGACAACUCGUGUCUCUUUAAUGCCAUAGUGCAUGCAGCCAUGGUCGAUGCCCAUCCACUGGAGCUCCGUAGCGUGGUGGCAAAUCAUAUCAGAGGACAUCCUGAGACCUACACAGAAGUAAUUUUGGGCCAAGAACCUGGAAAAUACUGUGACUGGAUCAUCAAGAAGGACUCGUGGGGUGGAGCCAUAGAGUUGGAAAUCCUCGCUGAAUGGUUCAACAUCCGGAUCGAAUGCUUGGAUAUCGAGCUGUGCCAGUUUAUUCUGUUUGGAAAAGACCAGAGCUCCGCACCUAGCUAUAUCGUGUUGAUCUACAGUGGAAUCCAUUACGACUACGUGGCGGAAAAUGCGGGAGGUAAGGACAUCACCAGCUGGCCAGUGGAGAGUACAACCGUGCUUGCUGCUAGCAAGAAGCUAGGGAAAAAGCUUCAGUCUCAAGACUACGCUACUAACACCACGACAUUCCGGGUGCGAUGUUUGGUGUGCUACGAGGUGUUGGUUGGCGAAAUGGGGGCCAGCAAGCAUGCAGAAAAGACUGGCCACUAUAGUUUUGGCGAAGUCAAAUAA